This is a messenger RNA of Drepanopeziza brunnea f. sp. 'multigermtubi' MB_m1, 1773 nucleotides long. RefSeq lists its product as uncharacterized. NCBI's taxonomy places the organism in Eukaryota, Fungi, Ascomycota, Leotiomycetes, Helotiales, Drepanopezizaceae. The record is from RefSeq and is a predicted model, not a curated record.
AUGCAGAUUCCCCUCGCCAUUCUCCCUCUCCUCAGUCUCGCUUCGGCAUUGAAAGGCCAUAACGAGCCUGUCGACACGCCGUCCUCGCUGCUCAGCCCUCUCCCUGCUGGCGCGGAGCCCAGCAUCAAAGUCCCGGCACCCGCUUCAGCCAAGAACCUCUUACCACGGGCACUAGAGCUGGCAACGAUCCUCCUCGAUAAGAAUCCCGAGCCGAGAGCUAACGAUGGUUAUGUCGCUCCUAGGAUGUUGACCGGGAAUAAAUCUCGCGCAGCUGUUCCCGCAGGCGUCGUAGAUAGCCAAGGGAAGAGCGAUGAGGAGGGGAAGGAGAAGGAGGAGAAGGAGGAGAAAGAUGAAAAGCCAUCAAAGAAGAAGCCGUCAGAGGAUGAGACUUCGGAUGAAAAGCCAUCAAAGGAGAAGCCUUCAGAAGAUGAGUCGUCGGAUGAAAAGCCAUCAAAGAAGAAGCCAUCAGAGGAAGAGCCGUCAGAGGAAAAGCCAUCAGAAGAAGAGCCAGCACAAGAUGAGCCAUCAGGGGGAGAGCCGACAUCAAAUAAACCCUCGGAAACCCCAUCCCCAAGACUAGUUCCCAUCUCUUCGGGACCUAGCCAGGGGGCCAGAAACGGAACGGAAUCCAGCGGCUCAUCCGAAUGCAAGACAGGAAGCAAAAAUUCUUCUCCCAAGACAGGGGGCGAAUCGGCGGAGACGGCGGAUGAAGCUACCGAAGGAGGUCUAUCCAGCAGCGGCUCUGCAACGAGUGGGACAGCAGAGAGCGGCGAGGCGGGUACAUGCGGUGGGGAGAAGUCUGGCCAGAAGCCGAAGGCUGGUAAGACUAAGGCUCCGAUGGGGAGUGGGUCCAAGGCGCGCAAGACGGGAGAUGUAGCGGCGGCAGCGCGCGCUACUACUGCGCCUGCGGUUGGAGGGGUGAUAGAUAAGAAAGACGUGGAUGACGAUGUGGAUGACGAUGUUGAUGACGAUGUUGAUGACGAUGUUGAUGACGAUGUUGAUGACGAUGUUGAUAACGAUAUUGAUGAUGUUAACGAUGUUGAUGAUGUUAACGAUGUCGACGAUGUUAACGAUGUCGACGAUGUUAACGAUAUUGACGAUAUCAACGAUGUUGAAGAUGUUAAAGAUGUUGAUGACCACGUUGACGAUGUCGACGAUGUUAACGAUAUCGACGAUCACAAUGACGAUGACGACGUCAACGACGUAGACGACGACAACGAUAACGAUGACGACGACGACGAUCAACUCUCCAAGCCAAAUUCCAUCCUCCAACCCGCAGUCCCUAAAGCAACAAACGCACCCAACCCAAACAACGGAGCCGCGCCAGCACCAGCACUAGCACCCGCCACCCCCGCGCCUAUAGCCAAAAAGCCUGCAGGCAAGAGAGGUGAGGCCAAAGAGGAAGAGCACGACGACGUCAACGACAUCAACGACGUCAACGACGUCAACGAAAUUGACGAGGACGACGAGGACGACGACAACGACGCCGACGACAAGGACGACAAUCCCAACCAAACUCCUUCCCCAACCAAAGCCCCCCUCCAAACCAAAGCCCCCAAAGCGAUCAACGCAAUCCAGACGAAACACGCAGCAGCAGCAUCGCUGGCGGCCUACAUCCCCAAGGAUGCGCCCACGAUCCCGUUCCCCAGCGGCUCGAUGCUGCCGCUGAUUCCUACGCCCAAGAAGAAGAGCAGCCCUAGAAUCACGGCCAUGAAGAGCGUGCCGACGACGCUACUGAAGCGGGUGCGGAAUCGGGCUGCUGCUGCCGUGUAA